This is a messenger RNA of Oxyura jamaicensis (ruddy duck), 3557 nucleotides long. RefSeq names its product otoraplin (gene OTOR). Gene Ontology annotation, molecular function: protein binding. Bases 2822 to 3220 code for a protein of 132 amino acids. NCBI's taxonomy places the organism in Eukaryota, Metazoa, Chordata, Aves, Anseriformes, Anatidae. Gene Ontology annotation, biological process: cartilage condensation. The record is from RefSeq and is a predicted model, not a curated record. The transcript is spliced from 4 exons.
GCAUGAGCAGGUAUACUAAGUGUCAGCAUAUUCAGAAUGCAGCACUCAGUUUUCAGUACCAUUAUCUGAAGUCUUAAGGCAAGGCAUUAAGGCAUUGUUUGUCAUAAGACAAAAUUACUCUCACUGAAAAGCAACAGAUUAUCAUUGGAGUUUUUUUUUUUUUCCAGGUUCUGGUAGAAAUUGAUGAGAAUUUGAUAGCAUUGUUCAACUUCUUUGGUUUUGUCUCCACAGUGAUGGCUGGUAAUAGAAGCAAGCGUAUAGAGGGCCCGUAAAAGUUUACUUUUCCAAUCCUCCAUUAUUUACCAGUGGUUUUAAUAAAUGGUUUAGGAAGAGCUUUCUUACUCUUUAGAAAGACAUUGCUGAUAUGCCUGACAGUCUGACAGGUUUUUCAAAAUGCGUGUCCUAAUAUGUGUGGUGGUUUGAGGUCUCUUCCAUUCGUUUAAAACAGUUAAGGGGUUUGUUGGACAUGAAAUACACUACGUGCAGAGAAUUAAUCAGAUGCAGUAUUGGGAGUUGUAACUAUUAUGAAUAUUUGCAUGGAAAAUAAAUUGCUUCAAGAGCUGGAGUGCUUUGUUGAGGUGAAGGAGGACCUAGAAAUAUAUUUUAGGCUAAGAGAAUAAUGUAACUUACUUAAAGUAUUAUUAUAUUUCUGGUGGAACAGUGAGUUUUGCGUGGUGAUGUCUAGAAGCAUUUCUAUCAGACCCUUAGAGAUCCACAUUUGAGAGGAAGAGGUAACACGAUGUGUUUGUGCUCGUCAUUUUGCACCAUUCCUCAAUUUUUAUUUUUUUCUCUGUGAGGUCAUUAACUACCCUUUCAAAGAUGUAAUGGGACAGAGUUAGCACGACUUCCUUCAAAAGUGGUUCAGGCAAGUAUUAGAGUACCUGAUGUUAAGACCAGAAACUACAAGGAAGAAUGUCCAAAUUCGCAUAUCAGCUACACUGCAAGCAUUCAGGCUUUUUUGUUUCCAGAGUAAGUAGGUCAACUGGAAAAGGAGGGAGUAAGCUGAUGGCUGUAGCUUUUCCUCUGUUACCAUGACUUGAUGUGUUGUGGAGGCUUAGUUGUAGCUGUUGUUUUUCUCAGUUUGUUCUGAGAUGAUUGGGAUCUGAAUUAAGACUGUUCUGUGGACGAAGAGCUGUGCCUGAUUGCUUUUUAUGAAACCUUGCAGUAGUCCAUAUUUUGGCACAUCCACACAAUUUCUGAGCAAGUGCUGUUUCAGUGCAUCUGAAACUGCUACAUGAAACCUGUUUUGCACAAGACUUGCAAAAUAAAUUGAUCUCUUUCUCAGAUGACACUGCAAGAUGAUGCUCUUUCCAGUAGUCCUAUUAAUGUCAUAUUUCCAUGUAUGCAUUUUUCAUUAUUUUUAGCGAAUUCACAAACUUAGAGCACUUGCAAGUGAAUUUCUUUGUGCACCUGUGAAGAGUAAAAGUGAUUUUGUUCUGUCAUUAACCUUGUUUUUUUUUUCCCUCUGCAGUUGCAAUUUUGUAGGUAUUAAUGAUGCUGUUCUUGCCUUCCACUAUUUCAUUUCUGUGAGACUGCAUUGCAUAGUGCCACACUCUACCCUGAUUCACUUAGAAGGGUUUGUGUGGAGCUGUCUACAAAAAAAAAUUAAAAAAAUAAAAAUAAAUGUAUGGGAGGUUGGAGGAAGGAGUAAUGGGCUGGAAGGUUAGAGGAGAAUGUUGUUAAGUCAGCUGUAAUAUAAGGGUGAUGUUAGAAAUAGCAAGAUGCUCAUUCUUUAAAAGUUGGUGUGUUUUUUUGAUGAUAGUUGUCUGAAAGAUGGCACAGCUGGUAGCUCUUCAGGCCUUGUGAAUCACAGAGCACUGAUGGACUGGACGGCCAUUUGGGGAAUUCACACACUUGCUUUUGGUCACUUCUAAGGACUGAUCCAAACUAGCUUUUUGUAGCAUGACAGCUGUGAUGUGAGCAGCUUACAGUGUAGUAACUGAGGUUUUUCUGUGUGUGUGUAUGUGUUCGCAUCUAUUUUAAUCAUAAUACUCCUUUCCUUCUCCUUACAUAUAUGUUAUGGUGAGGUUUGGGGAAGUUAGAUCAAUUCUGAAUGUCCUCUCAGGCAUAACCAGCACCUUUUAAGUCAGCUUGUGGCACGGUAUGUUUUUAGGGUCUCGCAUCUGCAAAUCUCAAGUGCGUUGAGCUGUGUAAAUAGACGCGAGAUGGCCACUACCCUGGUACAACCUGUUUGCCCUCUUUCUGUAUCUGCCUGUGGAAAAUAAGUCUUGCCUAUACAAGUAUGCAAUGCUUGAAUUUUAGGCCACUGAUUUAAAUGUCUGACUUGCCAAGCCUUUUUACUGGGUUACGUUUGCAUUUAUGUUUUAGGGUCCUUGUAGGGCCUGCCUGUAGGCUGUAACAAGGAAAUUUCUGUUGUGGUGUGUUCAUGGUCCAGUGAAGACAGUUUGUCAGUGAGCGUUCAUGAGAAUAAAGGACUCAAGGAUUUGAAAGGAUGUGAUUUCCUUUCCUGCUUAUCACAGUCCAACUUAAUUUUUCAUUCUCAUUUUUUUGCUUGAGGUCUCUGCCAUCACUGCAGAGACAAAGAUUAAGCCUAUGGAUGACUACCGGAAGGCUUAAGAAUGUUUAAGUAAUACAGUUGCUCAUUGAAAUGCUAACCCAGAAUGGGUUUGGGAAGGGAUUCUGUUUUGUAAGUGGAACCUGAGGCUUUCUUCCUGCCUGCAGCUCCUCCUGUAGCAGUGGAAUGUCCCCUUGAUCCCUUCCCAUUGGCCAGGGAUGUUUGUCCAGAUGUUUGGUUCUUCCAUAAAAGAUACAGAUUGCUUGACCCAGUCCACAUUUGGGAGGUGCUGCAGCAAAGAAAAAAAUGACACAACGUGCUUAUAUGGUUAUCUUACUUUUGUGUCUCAGAUUAAUGUAUCCCCUUGUAACUGGAAUUUUUAUGGACAAACUUGCCAGCAAGAAGCUGUGUGCUGAUGACGACUGCGUCUACACCAUUUCCCUUGUCAGAGCAGAAGAGGAUUAUAAUGCUCCAGACUGCAGAUUCAUUAAUAUUAAAAAAGGGCAGUUGAUUUAUGUUUACUCAAAACUAGUGAAGGAAAAAGAAUCUGGAGAACUCUGGGCUGGAAGUGUUUAUGGAGAACAGUAUGAAGACCAUAUGGGGACAGUUGGUUAUUUCCCUAGCAGUUUAGUCUCAGAACAACAUGUCUAUCAAGAAGCAAAUAAGACAGUUCCUACAACGGACAUUGAUUUCUUCUGCGAAUAGUGCUGAAGAUGACUAGGUUAUCUCUAGGGUGCUACAAGAAAAGCUGACAAAGAAACAUGGACCCCCUCACUGAACACAUAGUUUUUAAUAAAUGUUUAUAAGAUAAGUGGUGUUUCAAAUGCAAAAGUUAACUUCGAGGGAGUUAUUUGGGGUAGGAGAAAUGGUCUCGUAGAGGACUUAUUGUUUAGAAGUUUUUUACCUGCAUAUACUUCGCUUGUUAAGAAACCUAAUAGCCUUUGAAUUAUUGUGUCUGAGUGGCAUAAAUAUGCUAUAUAUAAAAUUGGAUGUGCUAUCUUGACUUGCAUUUUCCUGACAUAGCCUUAUACUAUGUAUUAAA